Penicillium antarcticum is the source of this 534-nucleotide messenger RNA. RefSeq lists its product as uncharacterized. The transcript is spliced from 2 exons. The record is from RefSeq and is a predicted model, not a curated record. Lineage: Eukaryota; Fungi; Ascomycota; Eurotiomycetes; Eurotiales; Aspergillaceae. The coding region runs from base 1 to 534 and encodes 177 amino acids.
AUGGGAGCAUUCGUUUACUUGCGUCUGAACCCAUUGGUCAGUUUACGCAAGCCUUCACGAACGCGCGAGUGGGCGCAACGGGCAGGCACAGCCAUAGACAUUUUGGGCACGGAUACCUCCGUGCGAGUCAGUACAUUUAGCCCGGUGGUGUCAAUGUUGAGCAGUUCAAUUGGACUGGCCUGCGAGACCCGAGUGUUUCGCCGGCGGGAGCUGUACUCCGGGCCAAAUGCAUUGCGCCGCUCUUCACGCGAGCGCGGGGUGGUGUCCGCAAUUAUUGCGUACAUCUCAGGCGUCCAUUCGGUCAAUGCGACUGCGCUCUCUUCCUUGCUCUUCAUAAUUCCCUCCAUGGUGGGGAACGACCGAGGCCCAUUCGAGCUGAAUGAGGGCCUUGAGGCAUAUUUCGCCGAGGGGAUGGGCGGCGAGGAGGAGUCACUUGAGUCCAAUGAUUGGAAGCUGAAAGGACUGGAGCUUCAACGAGUGGAACUGGAACCACAGGAGCUGGAACUUCAGGAGCUGCAAAUACCGGGACUUUAA